Glarea lozoyensis ATCC 20868 is the source of this 1188-nucleotide messenger RNA. RefSeq lists its product as uncharacterized. Gene Ontology annotation, biological process: regulation of alternative mRNA splicing, via spliceosome. The transcript has a single exon. The record is from RefSeq and is a predicted model, not a curated record. Bases 1 to 1188 code for a protein of 395 amino acids. Lineage: Eukaryota; Fungi; Ascomycota; Leotiomycetes; Helotiales; Helotiaceae.
AUGUCCGGAGCGGGUCUCUCGUAUGGACUUAAUUUAACGAAGAAGAAACUCGGAGGCAAGCCUGCUCCAGCAAAACGGAAAACGAUAUUCGACGACGAGGAUUCAGAUGGAGAGGGUGGCACGUCAACAGAAGUAGGCGUGGAGGAGAUUGGGGAAAUUGGAGGACUGGAUUCCGACAAGAAGACUUCUCUACCUUCACGAAAUGCCGCCUUGACAGGAAAAUCAAAGCUCAAUGGCGCGGGGAAAAAAGCACCCAUAAGCAUGUAUGGGGACUUGUCCACCUCAUUCUCCUCGAAGAAGCAUGCGGAUACUGCCGAAGAAUUAGACGCAAACAUCUAUGAUUAUGACGCCGUUUACGAUUCUCUGAAGCCGCAGAAAAAAGUCACCCAAGAAGAUAAAGAGCGUAAACCGAAGUAUAUGAGCAAUCUUCUUGCUGCGGCUGCCGUACGGAAGCGCGAUGCGACUAUUGCGGAGGAGAAAAAACUAGCUAGGGACAGAGAGGCUGAAGGGGAUGAAUUCGCCGAAAAGGAGAAGUUUGUCACAUCAGCUUAUAAGAAGCAGCAAGAAGAGAACCGUAGAUUGGAGGCCGAAGAAAAGAUCAGGGAAGAGCAAGAGGAAAAGAAGAACAAAGGGACCGGGUUGACGAAUUUCUACAAGAAUAUGCUUCAAAAAGAAGAACAGAAGCAUGCAGAGAUUGUCAAAGCUGCCGAAAAUAGUGUCAAUCAAGUACCGGUCGUUGAAGAGGAGCAGAAAGAGAAGACAGAGGCUGAAAUUGCCAAGGAGAUCAAUGAGAAAAUGGGCGGGAAAAUCGCGGUCAACGAUGAGGGGCAGGUUGUCGACAAGAGACAGUUGCUUAAAGGUGGUCUCAAUAUUGUUCCCAAGCCAAAGGGUGCCGCAAAGACUAAUAAUUCACGUACUAAUCAAUCUACGUCAAGCCGUGAAGGUGUGGGAAUGGUUGGAGCUGGUGGUGGCAAACAAGCUAUGAGAGAGAGACAAUCUCGGAUGAUGGAGGCACAACUGGAGCAAGCUACCAAGAGAGCUCUAGAGGAAGAUGAAGAGGAGAGGUUGAAGAUUGAAAGAGCGUCAAAGACUAGGAAGACCGAGGGGGACAUCAUGAGCGCCAAGGAAAGAUAUCUUGCUCGAAAGAAAGAGGCAGAAGAAGCGAAGAAAAGGGGCAAUGUCCCUUGA